CCGAGUUCGUUCAUCUGAUGAGCUUGAUGCAUGCCCUGGCCAUGCAGAAGCUUCGUGGAGAUUCCGACAUUAAUAACCUAUCCGUUGGAAGUCUGGUCGAUAUCCCGACGCCCAAACCGUCUCCCGAUCCGGGCGAUGUCGAGGAAUGGCGCAAGUGUUUCGCGCUGCGGGACUACUUCUCUCUCUUCCCUACCAAGCGGCACCUGAAGGCCUACCAUAGGAUCUUCUCUCUGCCUGUCUUGGGCGGAAUCAGCCCGGAGGAGAGGGAGGUGCUCUCCCAAACCGAAGAUCGGGUUCAUUGUGUCUAUUGCUGGCUGCAUCGCUCGCUCGUCGCCCGCCGCACCGAAGGGGGUAUCAAGGUGGAUGCCCCCGUCGUCUCUCGAAUCUACCAAGUCCUUUCUGACGGUAUGUUAGGGUUUGAGAACUCUUACAAGCUUGCAAACACCCCCUUUCCCUUCCCUUACGCGCAAGGCAUUUCCGUGUUCAUCUACGUUCUGGCCUUCCCUAUCACCCCCGCGGUCGCCGUUGCAUGGAUCGAUUCCCUCUGGAUGUCAGGACUAGCUGCCUUUCUGAUGAUUCUAGGCUACGACAUGCUGAAUGAGGUGGCUCGGGACCUCGAGGAACCCUUCCGGUACGAUCCCAACGAGCUGCCGGUGUGGUUGUUCCAUCACCGGUUCAAUGCGCGGCUGGUCACAACGCUGUGCAAGAGCCUCAUGCCGGAGGUCGGGAUCACGCGACAUCUCGACUCUGGCUUAAUCCAUAAGCAAGUCCAGGACAGCCGGCCGGCUAUCAUGUACAGUCAGGUGUUCGAAGAUUGCGCAAGCAACCCUCUGCUGCACAGCAAGCACGACACGGGUAGCCUUGUGUCGCACAGUGAUGGCGGAACGCGGAAGGACGAAGGGGGGUGGGAAAAAGACGGUGGGCAGGAAGAAGAAGAUCGGCGGGAAGUAGAUUUGGAGGGAGAAGAGGAGGAGGUAGUGGAUGAGGAGAAACAGGAGAAAGAGAGGAGAGCAAUUCCCGCACGAUGGUGUUGCCCGAUUCGCUCUUCUCAGCCCCACCACCCACACCCACAUCGGCCGUCGUCGCCUACGGCCACCACAUCCCAUGCAGUAUGAGGGCAUAUUACUCCCAGUAGGACUUUUUUGCAUAUAAAUAUGACCGCGUGUCCUUCGGGACAUCCGUUAAAAUUGGAACGAUACAGAGAAGUGUAAUUAGCAUGGCUCCUGCGCUUUCAAGGAUGACACGUAGAAAUCGAGAAAUGGUAUAAUAUGACCGCGUUUCCAACCCGGCCUGGAUGCACCUCACAGCAAUUACGUCCUCAGAGAACUAGAAGAAGUCCUAAUGCGCUGAGUGCUGUUUCUAGUGUGGCCAGUGUACGACCACCAGGUUUUUGUGCGACCAGGGUUCUAGAGCGCGAACAGGCACCUAG
This is a messenger RNA of Chara braunii, 1429 nucleotides long. The record is from the annotation of a GenBank genome assembly. NCBI's taxonomy places the organism in Eukaryota, Viridiplantae, Streptophyta, Charophyceae, Charales, Characeae.